Xenopus laevis (African clawed frog) is the source of this 1313-nucleotide messenger RNA. It is a transcript of the gene ndufab1.L, whose product is annotated as NADH:ubiquinone oxidoreductase subunit AB1 L homeolog. The transcript is spliced from 5 exons. Lineage: Eukaryota; Metazoa; Chordata; Amphibia; Anura; Pipidae. The record is from RefSeq and is a predicted model, not a curated record. Bases 604 to 1053 code for a protein of 149 amino acids.
UUUCGUUUCCGCCCCCUCCACCGGCCAGUGGAAAUUUUAUUAAAAGGUGGCAACCCUAGCAACUACAUUGCUGGUAAAUUUGUAAUACCGGCCACAGUAUUGGCAGGUGUUUUACUGGCUAUGGCGGUGGCAACCCUACCUGGCAACCCUGCCAGAUAUCUCAACCCCAAGAGGCUGUUUCUCAGAACCAUUUUGGCCACUCCCUGUUACGCCUCUGUCCAUCCUGUUUCCUAUCUCCAACCAAUGAAGCCGGUAUCUGAGGCUGAGGGGGAUUUGGGAGGGUAUUAAACCUUUUCAAUGGCGUGCUUGCAGUUUGGGUGCAAAUUAUAAGAAGCAGGCGACGUGGCGAAAAAAAAGUUUAUAUGUACGUGUGUGUAUUUCAUAUGUUACUGGACCUUUUCAUCACUAUUUGGUAUGAACUUGUCAUCCCUGAGACUUUCUAUCCACUACUCUUCACUAUCACCUCAGCGCGACUGAAAUCUGUAUGGGACUGUCUAUCCAGUCAUCUCUAUGGUUAAAGGCUGCAGCGCUCUAGCCAGCGCCGCCGGAAGUUGUAUUGGUUCAGUCAAUGCCGUGGUGCAGCUUGGGUAGCAGCUGUCCGUCAUGGCUUCCCGUGCCCUCUGUGUGUGUGUCCGCGCUGCUCUCCGCCCCCUCCCGCGACGUUCUUUGCCGGCUCUGAGCCUCGCUGCAUGCCGGUCACGCUCAACCUUGACACGGCCUUCCACGACUGCUCCUAUACUCGUACCCCAGGUUUCCACCUCCUUACUUCAGUUAUGCCGCCAGUAUGGAGACCUCCCUCCCCUCACGCUGGAGAACAUCGCUGAAAGGGUUUUAUACGUUUUGAAGUUGUACGACAAGAUUGACCCCGAAAAGCUCUCUGUCGGCUCCCAUUUCAUGAAAGACCUUGGCUUGGACAGUUUGGACCAAGUAGAGAUAAUCAUGGCCAUUGAAGAUGAGUUUGGCUUUGAAAUUCCAGACGCAGACGGAGAGAAGCUGAUGACACCGCAGGAGAUUGUAGAUUACAUUGCAGAUAAAAAAGAUGUCUAUGAGUGAAGUACAAAUGUCAGUCUACUUGUUCAGUAAUGCUCUCUUUCUGCCGGUAGCUCGGAUUUGGCGCAGUACGACCGCGCCUGCAUGUCGUGGCACCACAGUUGCCGUCACCACUUCUUGCAGGAUCCUGUAUUUAAAAAUGUCUGAAUAUAUGGUGGUCUUUAAUGUAAAAAGGAAAAAAGAUUUAGUUUUAGGUUUGUGCUUUUUUUUUUUUUUUUUCCACCCCUAAAAAAUAGCACCGAAUAAAAACCUGUUGCCAUUUC